AUGGCACGGACGCAAAGCUUUCUUGUUCUCGUAUUGAUUGAUUAUGCGUUCGCAAGAGUAGCAAUCAGAGCGAAAGCUGGUGAUCGAGUUGUUCUGGACUUCGGACCACGUGUGUAUUUUUGGCAACGUGAUCGCAUGAACGGAAUAAAGGAAAUGAUGACGCGCUGCCAAUAUGGUGACACCAGAGCAAUUUGUCAAGGAUUCGUUAGGAGGGACGGUAAGCCGGCUACUCCCCCGUCUUAUGUACUUAUUGAUGGAGACGGUAAGAUGAUUCUUAAUCCCGUCGUGGCAACAGACUCCGGUUUCUACUCGGCAAUGGUAAAUGGUGUUACGAUGCAGGGUUUGAAACGUCGCAACAGUCGUGGUCGCCUUCUUACGCAUCAUUUGUUUCUGCAAGUGACCGAAUAA
Molecule: messenger RNA, 408 nt
Organism: Angiostrongylus costaricensis
Lineage: Eukaryota; Metazoa; Nematoda; Chromadorea; Rhabditida; Metastrongylidae
Source: the annotation of a GenBank genome assembly